UCUUCAACGAUCUACAACGCCUUCAACAUGAAAUUCGCCAUCGUCCUGGUCGCCCUCUUCGCCGUGGCUCUGGCCGCUCCUACUCAGGAGGUUUCCGUCCUGAAACAUGUAUCCGAUGUUGGUGCCGACGGCUUCAACUAUGCUGUGGAGACCAGCGACGGAUCUAAGAAGGAGGAGUCGGGUCAUCUGAUAAACGCCGGUACCGAGAAUGAGGCCAUCGCCGUCCGUGGAUCUUUCUCCUUCUUGGGCGAUGAUGGUGUCACCUACACUGUCAACUACGUCGCCGAUGAGAACGGAUUCCAGCCCCAGGGUGCCCAUCUGCCCGUUGCCCCCGAGGCAUAAGUCAUCCAUAGUGGAUUACCCAGUUCCUUGUUAAUAUAGCUUAACUGCAAGAAAUCCCUGUUAGCCCAUUAUUACGAUGGAAAAAGAAUCUAUGUCAAAAAGCCUGAGUUGUUAAUAAAAAAAGUAGUACAUUAAAAAAUGUGUGUUUAAAUGGA
Drosophila suzukii is the source of this 497-nucleotide messenger RNA. The record is from RefSeq and is a predicted model, not a curated record. Lineage: Eukaryota; Metazoa; Arthropoda; Insecta; Diptera; Drosophilidae.